GCCAUCUUGCUACAAACACAAACACAGAGGAGCGGCCGCCGCGGGAGCGCCAGCGCCCCCUCCCCCGCUGCAGCCGCCGUCCCCGGCCCCCGCCCGCCGCGCGCCGCCCACGCCCCGGGACCGGACCCUCGCGCCGCCCGCGACUGUGGCGUCCUGGAGUUGAUGGGAGCUGCAGCACCAAGCCGGGCCAGCCUCCCUCCCAGCCAGUGACAACACCGCAGCACCUGGACCCCGCCCACCCGCUUGAGUCCUCUGCCCGGGCCCCCAGGGAUGCGCCUCCUCCUGAGAGUCCCCUCCGUCUUCCCUUAGAGGAACAGGCUGCCGCCGCGCCCCCAUCAGCCUCCAUUGCCCAGACCUUAUUUCCACCUGAUGGUGCCAGAGGCUGCUUCCCAGCUGGUAUCCUGAGAUCCUCGUUCCCUUGGUGGCUUGGUUGUUUAAGCCUCCAUUAUUGAUUGGGGGCGGUGGUCUGGGUGUGAUUCCUGUGGGGGAAACCAGCCCGAGGCGCCUUGGCUCAGGCUUGCCUGCCUGGAGUCCUUGUCGUGUACCCGUCUGUGGCCCUAGAGUCACCUCCUGCUCCUUUUCACUGGGUUUCUCCCCAGACCAAGCCCCUGGAUUUGAGCUUCUGAGCAGCCAACUGAUUUUUUUCAUGAGGGAAAGAAUUUUGCUCCUAGAUUUAUUUCUAAUCCUUCUCUCCGUAACUGACCUUUUCUCUGUAAGCUAUUUGUGGCUCUAGUGGGUUUUUGCUUGCUUGCUUGUUUUUGUUUUAUCUUUGCCCUGAACGUCCAUCCUGGCCUCGGCUGCCUCCCUCCCCGAGUUCUGCACUACACCUCCUGUCUUAGCCUCCCAGAGAGGGUGGCGAGGGUGCUGAUGCCCAGAGACACCAUCCGGCGAAUGGACCUCUCCUGUCAUGCGGGGCAGGGCAGGGCUGCCGGCAGAGCCAUGUCCUGAACCCUCCCUCCUCUCCGCUGCUCUCCUUAAGGGUCUUUCCCAGAUGUGAAGGUCCCUCCCAGGCUCUACUGAGGCCAGACCAAUUCCCAGUGGCUUGGGUACCCUCGUUCACUCCAGCACCAGCCCCUGCCCUCCUGCUUCCCGGGCCAGGCUGCCAGGUCUUUCACCGUCUGGACUCAUCUCUGGGUAACUCAUGGUGUGAGUGGCCACGUGGCUGGCUCAGGUGUUUGGACAGUGAACGCCAGGUCCCCUCCUCCCCACCCCCGGCCUCUCAGAAACACGCCCAGCCCCACGAUGGCAGCAGAGACACUCAACUUUGGGCCUGAGUGGCUCAGGGCCCUGUCCGGGGGCGGCAGCGUGGCCUCCCCACCCCCGUCCCCUGCCAUGCCCAAAUACAAGCUGGCUGACUACCGUUAUGGGCGAGAGGAAAUGCUGGCUCUCUACGUCAAGGAGAACAAGGUCCCGGAAGAGCUGCAGGACAAGGAGUUCGCCGCGGUGCUGCAGGACGAGCCACUGCAGCCCCUGGCUCUGGAGCCGCUGACUGAGGAGGAACAGAGAAACUUCUCCCUGUCAGUGAACAGCGUGGCUGUGCUGAGGCUGAUGGGGAAAGGGGCUGGCCCCCCGCUGGCUGGCACCUCCCGAGGCAGGGGCAGCACGCGGAGCCGAGGCCGCGGCCGUGGUGACAGCUGCUUUUACCAAAGAAGCAUCGAAGAAGGCGAUGGGGCCUUUGGACGAAGCCCCCGGGAAAUCCAGCGCAGCCAGAGCUGGGAUGACAGAGGCGAGAGGCGGUUUGAGAAGUCAGCAAGGCGGGAUGGAGCACGAUGUGGCUUUGAGGAGGGAGGGGCUGGCCCAAGGAAGGAGCACGCCCGCUCAGACAGCGAGAACUGGCGCUCCCUACGGGAGGAACAGGAGGAGGAGGAGGAGGGCAGCUGGAGGCUCGGGGCAGGGCCCCGGCGAGACGGCGACCGCUGGCGCUCCGCCAGCCCUGAUGGUGGUCCCCGCUCUGCUGGCUGGCGGGAACAUGGGGAACGGCGGCGCAAGUUUGAAUUUGAUUUGCGAGGGGAUCGAGGAGGGUGUGGUGAAGAGGAGGGGCGGGGAGGGGGAGGCAGCUCUCACCUGCGGCGGUGCCGAGCGCCUGACGGCUUUGAGGAGGACAAGGAUGGGCUCCCAGAGUGGUGCCUGGACGAUGAGGAUGAAGAAAUGGGCACCUUUGAUGCCUCUGGGGCCUUCUUGCCUCUCAAGAAGGGCCCCAAGGAGCCCAUUCCUGAGGAGCAGGAGCUGGACUUCCAAGGGUUGGAGGAGGAGGAGGAACCUUCCGAAGGGCUAGAGGAGGAAGGGCCUGAGGCGGGUGGGAAGGAGCUGACCCCCCUGCCUCCUCAGGAGGAGAAGUCCAGCUCCCCAUCCCCACUGCCCACCCUGGGCCCACUCUGGGGGACAAACGGGGAUGGGGACGAAGCUGCAGAGAAAGAACCCCCAGCGGCCGAAGAUGAUAUUCGGGGGAUCCAGCUGAGUCCUGGGGUGGGCUCCUCUGCUGGCCCACCCGGAGAUCUGGAGGAUGAUGAAGGCUUGAAGCACCUGCAGCAGGAGGCGGAGAAGCUGGUGGCCUCCCUGCAGGACAGCUCCUUGGAGGAGGAGCAGUUCACGGCUGCCAUGCAGACCCAGGGCCUGCGCCACUCUGCAGCCGCCACUGCCCUCCCGCUCAGCCAUGGGGCUGCCCGGAAGUGGUUUUACAAGGACCCACAGGGCGAGAUCCAAGGCCCCUUCACGACACAGGAGAUGGCAGAGUGGUUCCAGGCCGGCUACUUUUCCAUGUCACUGCUGGUGAAGCGGGGCUGCGAUGAGGGCUUCCAGCCGCUGGGCGAGGUGAUCAAGAUGUGGGGCCGCGUGCCCUUUGCCCCAGGGCCCUCACCUCCCCCACUGCUGGGAAACAUGGACCAGGAGCGGCUGAAGAAGCAACAGGAGCUGGCCGCGGCGGCCUUGUACCAGCAGCUGCAGCACCAGCAGUUUCUCCAGCUGGUUAGCAGCCGCCAGCUCCCGCAAUGCGCGCUCCGAGAAAAGGCAGCUCUGGGGGACCUGACACCGCCACCGCCGCCGCCGCCACAGCAGCAGCAGCAGCAGCUCACGGCAUUCCUGCAGCAGCUCCAGGCGCUCAAACCCCCCAGAGGCGGGGACCAGAACCUGCUCCCGACGAUGAGCCGGUCCUUGUCGGUGCCGGAUUCGGGCCGCCUCUGGGACGUACAUACCUCAGCCUCAUCACAGUCAGGUGGUGAGGCCAGUCUUUGGGACAUACCAAUUAACUCUUCGACUCAGGGUCCAAUUCUAGAACAACUCCAGCUGCAACAUAAAUUCCAGGAGCGCAGAGAAGUGGAGCUCAGGGCGAAGCGGGAGGAAGAGGAACGCAAGCGUCGAGAGGAGAAGCGCCGCCAGCAGCAGCAGGAGGAGCAGAAGCGGCGGCAGGAGGAGGAAGAGCUGUUUCGGCGCAAGCACGUGCGGCAGCAGGAGCUGUUGCUGAAGUUGCUACAGCAGCAGCAGGCGGUCCCCGUGCCCCCCGCACCCAGCUCCCCGCCCCCACUCUGGGCUGGCCUGGCCAAGCAGGGGCUGUCCAUGAAGACGCUCCUGGAGUUGCAGCUGGAGGGCGAGCGGCAGCUGCACAAACAGCCCCCACCUCGGGAGCCAGCUCGGGCCCAGGCCCCCAACCACCGAGUGCAGCUUGGGGGCCUGGGCACUGCCCCCCUGAACCAGUGGGUGUCUGAGGCUGGGCCACUGUGGGGCGGGCCAGACAAGAGUGGGGGCGGCAGCAGCGGCCUGGGGCUCUGGGAGGACACCCCCAAGAGCGGCGGGAGCCUGGUCCGUGGCCUCGGCCUGAAGAACAGCCGGAGCAGCCCAUCUCUCAGUGACUCAUACAGCCACCUAUCGGGUCGGCCCAUUCGCAAAAAGACGGAGGAAGAAGAGAAGCUGCUGAAGCUGCUGCAGGGCAUUCCCAGGCCCCAGGACGGCUUCACCCAGUGGUGCGAGCAGAUGCUGCACACGCUGAGCGCCACGGGCAGCCUGGACGUGCCCAUGGCUGUAGCGAUCCUCAAGGAGGUGGAAUCCCCCUAUGAUGUCCACGAUUAUAUCCGUUCCUGCCUGGGGGACACGCUGGAAGCCAAAGAAUUUGCCAAACAAUUCCUGGAGCGGAGGGCCAAGCAGAAAGCCAGCCAGCAGCGGCAGCAGCAGCAGGAGGCAUGGCUGAGCAGCGCCUCGCUGCAGACGGCCUUCCAGGCCAACCACAGCACCAAACUCGGCCCCGGGGAAGGCAGCAAGGCCAAGAGGCGGGCACUGAUGCUGCACUCAGACCCCAGCAUCCUGGGUGAGCUGGGCUGGGGCAGGAGCGGGACUUCCUUGGCACAGGGCAGGAGGAGCCCAGGAGAGAGCUCAGACGCAGCUUCUCCCCGGCUUCAGGGUACUCCCUGCACGGAUCUUCUGGUGAGAUCGAGAGCGUGGAUGACUACUGACCAGCCCGGACCCCCAGCCCCUGGGCUGUAGGCCAGGGCAGCCACAGCGGCGUGGACCGAGGGUCCCAGCCUGCAGGCUCCCCGCAGAGAGCAGAGGAAGAGGCAGGGGCGGGGUCCCCAGCACUUGUUACAAACACACGAUGCACCUUAACUCACCCACCACGAGGCACUUUACAGACUGGGGGAGGGGGUUUUUCUUUUUAUUUUUUUUAAUUUUAAACGACUUUGAAGAAAACAUUAGGAGAGGCAAAAAUAUUGUUAAAAAUUAGACUCUAAACAUCCCUUCCUGCUGUGAGGAUAGUGGGUGUGACAAUGGAAGGUCCACAGAGGUUUUUGUUUUUUGGCUUUUUUUUUUUUUUUAAGAAAAAAAGAUGAAAAAUGAAAAAAAAUGGUUAGGAGGCUGAAAGAAAAAACACACUGUUAUUUUGGGGCAGUGGGGACACAGGCCCCGUGGACCUGUCCUGCCUGGCCCCCAAGGCCAUACUUACCCCCGGAAGGCGGGCCAUGGGGUAACUGGAAGCUGGGGGCCAGCAGUUUGCACAGGAGGCCUGUCUGAGCCCCACCCGCCAGACCCGUUGUGAGCAGCUCCUGUCACUGGGGCUGGCUGAGGUGUCCGGGGUGGGGCCAAAGUAGCCCCUUGGCUUCGCUGCUUUGGGGGACAGUUGCACAAAUUGGACGAGCGGCCCCAGCUCUCUGGCUGCCAUCUUGUGCUGGCCGAGGAGUAGACGGGAGGGGCCAGGCCGUGCCAACCUCUCUGGCUGGCAGGGUGGGGCAGCAGGACUCUGGCCCUGGUGAGGGGCGUCUCCCACCGCUGCCAUUUUGGGGGACACCCUGGCUUUGAACCUGAAAGCCCCAGCUCUCUGCCUUGCCACGUGAAUGUAUUCUUUGGGCCACAAGCCCCCGCCUCACCCCUACCUGGCUCCUGCCUCACCCCUGUGAGCGGCGGGGGUGGAUGAUUGCUCCGGAGGCUGCAGAGAGAAGGCUGAGCUGUUUCUCCAGUGAAGGGGGCAGGAGGAGGGGCCUCAAAGGCAAGGAGUGGGUGGCUUUGGGCUUAGGGUUGCAGUAGAGGGGCUGCCUCCCGGGGCCCCAACCUGUAGCCAGCUCGUGAGAUGUGGACCACCCAGCUCUGCACCUGACCCCUCCGUUGACCAAAUGGGAGAGGAGCGGGUGGCCUCCCGGGUCUGAUAUGAUGCGCUUUUUACCGUUGGGUAAGGUUGGGGUGAAGAGAAGUGUGCGGCUCCUGGGUCAGAGAAGGCUGCCCCUUCUAUUGCUCACUCACUUCUUAUUCCCGGUCCCCUACUUGGGUUCGUCUCUGCCCAUUUUGGGUUUUGUAACAGUUUUGUCUUUUGGGUUUCUCAUCCAGCUCCUCCCAUUGACCUCAUUGUUCAGAGUGCAGUAUUAGGGCAAGGCUUCGCCACUGCCUCCCUCCAUGAAUGUAUUUCUCCCUCCUGCCCUGGGGACAUGGGGAGUGGCCCGUUUCUUUCCCCCAUCUAGUCCCAGAAAGAUGGUGUUUGGGUUUCUGUUGUUGGAUUUUUUUUUUUUUCUUUUUUUUUUGCACCAAAGUGGCAACUAGGUCAGUGUUGGGGGAUCAAGCUGGCCUCGGGGUGGGGGGCCCCCACCUGCCUCUCCCUGGUUCCCACAGUGUUAGCGUCCCUGAAAAGACAAUAUUCUCUCUAAAGCAAUAAGGGGUGACGGGCCGGGGGGAGUGUUUGCUGCUGCUGGCCCCCAGCUCCCCUUCCCUCUUGCCAGGUGUGGGGGAGACUCCUGUUGUGACUGAAUGUAACCCCCCCACCCCUGCCGCAGCCAAUGCAGGGGAAGGGGGACACUCUUCCUGUCUCUUCCUGCCCCUUCUCCCCAGCUAAAGAGACUUUGGACUUAGGGGGCCCAUGAGCCUGGAGAGGCCUUAACCCUGUGAGGAAGUAUAGGGGGAGCCCUCUCCCACCCCCAUCCCCUUCUGAGAGUGGUCAAUGUUUACAAGCCCCUGAGCCCCCCUGCCCAGGGACUCAGACCCUGUUGCUGUCCUUCCCCGGCCCCGGUCUUCCUGGGCCCUCGCUGCUCCCCUGCCCUUCCUGGGGUUGGGGUGGGUGCAGGGGUCACCGUGUUCCCUGUCUGCCUUGUACCCACAGUCUCCCCGCCCCCUCUCCACCCUGUGUGACUUCCCUCUCUUUUACCUGCUCCUGUAAAUACUCCCUUCUCCCAAUAAAACUUGGUGUGUGUUCUCCUG
Messenger RNA from Gorilla gorilla gorilla (western lowland gorilla), 6666 nucleotides. RefSeq names its product GRB10 interacting GYF protein 1 (gene GIGYF1). The coding region runs from base 1243 to 4473 and encodes 1076 amino acids. NCBI's taxonomy places the organism in Eukaryota, Metazoa, Chordata, Mammalia, Primates, Hominidae. Gene Ontology annotation, molecular function: protein binding. Gene Ontology annotation, biological process: insulin-like growth factor receptor signaling pathway. The transcript is spliced from 26 exons. Gene Ontology annotation, cellular component: cytosol. The record is from RefSeq and is a predicted model, not a curated record.